Molecule: messenger RNA, 4841 nt
Organism: Pipistrellus kuhlii (Kuhl's pipistrelle)
Lineage: Eukaryota; Metazoa; Chordata; Mammalia; Chiroptera; Vespertilionidae
Gene: TGFBRAP1
Product: transforming growth factor beta receptor associated protein 1
Exons: 12
Coding region: 70-2631 (853 amino acids)
Biological process (GO): intracellular protein transport; vesicle-mediated transport; endosomal vesicle fusion
Cellular component (GO): cytoplasm; membrane
Source: RefSeq, a predicted model, not a curated record
CGGCGGGCCCAGGCCCAGGGCCGGCGGGACGGGACGGCGCCGCCGGGGAGUGCGGGCCGGCCAGCGGGCAUGAUGGGCACCAAGGCCUUCACGCUGGUGUCCGCCGUGGAGCGGGAGCUGCUGAUGGGCGACAAGGAGCGCGUCAGCAUCGAGUGCGUGGAGUGCUGCGGCAAGAACCUGUACGUGGGCACCAACGACUGCUCCAUCCACCACUUCCUGCUGGAGGAGCAGAGCCUGCCGGCCGGCACCGCCGCCUUCACGGCCACCAAGCAGCUGCAGCGGCACCUGGGCCUGCGCAAGCCGGUGAGCGAGCUGCGCGCCGCCUCGGCCCUGCACAGGCUGCUGGUGCUGUGCGACUGCUCCAUCUCCCUGGUGCACAUGCUGAGCCUGGAGCCGGUGCCCUCGGGCGCCCGCAUCAAGGGCGCCGUGGCCUUGGCCCUGAACGAGAACCCGGUGAGCGGGGACCCGUUCUGCGUGGAGGUCUGCACCAUCUCCGUGAAGCGCCGCACCGUGCAGGUGUUCCUGGUGUACGAGGACCGGGUCCAGAUCGUCCGCGAGGUGUCCACGCCGGAGCAGCCCCUGGCGGUGGCCGUGGACGGCCACUUCCUGUGCCUGGCCCUGACCACGCAGUACAUCAUCCUCAACUACAGCACGGGCGCCGCCCAGGACCUGUUUCCCUACUGCAGCGAGGAGAAGCGCCCCAUCGUCAAGCGGAUCGGGCGGCAGGAGUUCCUGCUGGCGGGCCCGGGAGGACUGGGCAUGUUUGCCACCGUGGCUGGGAUUUCUCGGCGGGCUCCUGUGCACUGGUCAGAGAACGUGAUCGGCGCAGCUGUCUGCUUCCCCUAUGUCCUGGCCCUCGACGACGCCUUCAUCACGGUCCACAGCAUGCUGGACCAGCAGCAGAAGCAGACCCUGCCCUUCAAGGAAGGCCACAUCCUGCAGGACUUCGAAGGAAGAGUGAUUGUCGCCACAAGUAAAGGAGUUUACAUCUUGGUUCCCUUACCUCUGGAAAAGCAAAUACAGGACCUUCUAGCAAGCCACCGAGUGGAGGAGGCACUGGUUUUAGCAAAAGGAGCCCGGAGGAACAUUCCAAAGGAGAAAUUCCAGGGCAUGUACAGGAGGAUCCUGCAGCAGGCCGGCUUCAUCCACUUCGCGCAGCUCCAGUUCCCGGAGGCCAAGGAGCUCUUCAGAAGCGGCCAGCUUGACGUCCGGGAGCUGAUCUCUCUGUGCCCCUUCCUGUUGCCCACCUCCUCUUCCUUCGCGCGGUCUCACCCUCCUCUCCACGAGUACGCAGACCUGAACCAGCUGGCGCAGGGCGACCAGGAGAAGGCGGCCCGGUGCAAGCGCUUCCUCAUGAGCUACCUGGACGAAGUGCGCGGCACGGAGGCCGUGCGCAGCUACCGGGAGGACGUGGACACGGCGCUGCUCAAGCUGUACGCGGAGGCCGGCCACGCCGGCCUGCUGGGCCUGCUGGACGGCGAGAACGCCUGCCUGCUGGCCGACAGCGCGGCCUGGCUGGAGAAGCACAAGCGGUAUUUUGCACUGGGACUGCUCUACCACCAUAAUAACCAGGAUGCGGCUGCAGUUCAGCUGUGGGUGAGCAUCGUGAACGGGGAGCUGGACGACCCCACGCGCGCAGACCUGUACGACCACGUGGUGGACUUCCUCACCCACAGCCCGGACCCCGCGCUGGUGUGGCAGCACGCCGACUGGGCCCUGCAGAAAAGUGAGGAGGUCGGAGUCCAGCUUUUCACCAAGAGGCCUUUGGAGGAGCAGCAGGACAGCUUCAGUCCAGACCACGUGCUCAGCCGCCUUAAGAAAUACCCCAGCGCCCUCGUCCGCUACCUGGAGCACCUGGUGGUGGACAGGAACCUGCAGAGGGAAGAGUACCACACGCGCCUGGCCCUGCUCUACCUGGACGCGGUGCUGCAGCGGACGCCCGGCGCCGGCGAGGUGACGGAGACGCAGGCGAAGCUGCGCCGCCUGCUGCAGAAGUCCGACCUGUACCGAGUGCACUUCCUGAUGGAGCGGGUGCGGGGCGCGGACCUGCCCAUGGAGAGGGCCAUCCUGCACGGGAAGCUGGAGGAGCACGAGCAGGCGCUGCGCACGCUGGCGCUGGAGCUGCGGGACUUCUCCGCGGCCGAGGACUACUGCGCCUGGCGCGCCGCGGGCCGGGAGCCGGCCUUCCGGCGGCGGCUCUUCCACACGCUGCUGGCCCUGUACCUGGGCCCCGGCCCCGCGGAGCUGGCCGUGGCCGCCGUGGACCUCCUGAACCGCCACGCCGCCGAGUUCGACGCCGCCCAGGUGCUGCAGCUGCUGCCGGGCUCCUGGUCGGUGCAGCUGCUCGGCCCGUUCCUGACGGGCGCCCUGCGGGACAGCACCCACGCCAGGAGGACCGCGCAGGUGGCGCUCGGCCUGGCCACGGCCGAGAACCUGAUCUAUCAGCACGACCAGGUGAGGGUGAAGCGGAGCUCGUUCCGGCUCUCGGACAGACAGCUGUGCCAGGUGUGCCGCCGUCCCUUCUGCGAGCCCGUGUUUGUCAGAUACCCGACCGGCGACCUCGUCCACACCCACUGUGCCGCCAGCAGACACUCGAACCCCAGCGCCCCCCGCCCCGGCGCUCGGACUUGAAGGGACCACCUGGGCGCCAGGGGGACCCCGAGCUCUCCUCACACCGAUGCAAGGAGCAGAGAGCGGCGGCGCCGGGCCAGCCAGGCAGGGACACCUCGGGGCCGGCAGACUCGGUCCGUGUGAGACGAGGACGCUUCCUGCUGACCAGCGGCACGAGUGCCCAGGAAGCCCGAGCGGAGAGCCCGCCCGCAUCCGGGGCCGGCGCCCACGCCCGCCUCGGGCGCACGCUGGCCCGGGCGUCUCCUCAGGGUGGCACGCGGGUGACUGCUCAGCCCGGCGAGUGCCGGGGCAGAGUCCUGUGCGGACUUUCCCCCGGGUGGUGCGUGCUCCAUCCACGGCACCGCGGCUGCUUCCCGUGACCCCGGGGCUCCGCCCGCCUUGGCGUUGGCUGGCCUGGGAGGGGUGUCCGUUCCCUCCUGUUUCCCAUCCGGCCCCCACCCUGAGAGCGUCCCUUCGGGUGAACAGUGUGCUCCUGGCUUCUGGCAAGUGAACACCACGACGAGACUGAUGAAGGCCGAGGGAGAGGCUGCCUGCCCGGGGGACGGCGGCCGAGACAGGGAGCCGUGGGGACAGGGCCCAUGCGUGUGCCCCUCACUGCAGGGCCCACGCGCCUGCUGGUCUCAAACUCCACGGUCAGUGUGCUUGACUAAGCAUUUUAUUUGAAGUUAUAUUAUCUUUGUAAUAUUCCUCUUAUUUAGAAAAUCAUCUGUCAUAUUUGGUAGGGAUGUUUCUCAUUGACAUGUACCUCCUGUGAACACUGGGGAAAUUAAAAGGGAAACAAUGAGCACAACCCGCUGUGUUCCCGGGCGAGGCCGCUCCCGCACGCAGCCGGGGGGCGGGGCUGGCGCUGCUGCUCACACGUGAGGUGGUCGCCUUUCCCGAGGUGAUGCCAGCGAGGGAGGCCGGCCGCCGCCUCCCCUCCAGCACCACACAUGCCGCCCUGGGUUCCUGGCCACAGGGAAACCAGGGCCCGUGGUCCCAGACUGCGAUGGGUCUGUGGUUCCGCUCUGCCCUCGGAUGGCUUCGUUUUGGUGGCUGAGUCUGUUAGGGAUGGAAAAUGAAGACACUGUACCCCGAUGCCAGGCUUGCAAGCAAGCAUCAGCGUCUGAGGGGAGCGCCCUGGAGCACGCCCUCCCACGCCUGAGCCUUACGGAGGGGGGUGAAGAGCCCACUCCGGUCUUUAAAGACCUUCUGCACUGCGAAUCGUCAGCCUUCCUUUUCCUUUGUGGUUCCGACUGGGCCGAGAAGGCAACGGCGGCCACGCCUGCUUUCCUAACUAGGUCUCCGUGAGCCCAGCAGAGAAGGAAGGCAUUCUGCCUGCGCGCAGCCCCGUGCUGCUGCUGGGGGGACACAGCCUGGCCGGCGUAACCUGCGGGUGGUGUGCAGAUCACCAUGUUACUGUGCAUAUCACCGCCCAACUGUGUGCUCCGAUCUGCUCCUCGAAGAACGGGCGACUAGUCCAUGCAAUAUGCACUUUGCAAAGCACUGUUCUCUACUCAGAAUGGGUACAACCUUGAAAAAGUCUUGUGAUUGCUCAUUUCUAACUUGGGGCCCCUGGUCAGUCUCUUUUUUCUCUGAACAUUGGUCUAUACUUUGAAAUGUUUGUUUUCCUUUAGAAUAAUGGGAGUUGCAGUCAAACAGUUUUCCAGCUCUCCCAAACCCUUGAAGACAGGCAGGACUCUCUGACACUGCAGAAUUGUCUCCUGUGUUCAAAACCCUUCUCUAAUCUUCCUCCAACUCCCACAAGGCUCUUUUCUCAAAUCACAUUUUGAAAAGAAAUACGUGUUCGUCCCACAGGCCUGCUGCUCGUGAGUGUGCUGUGGGAGAGAGCAGUCCGAAGCACCGCUCAGCCUUCCCCUCCAGGCUCUGUGUGACCAUUUUAGUUAGAACAGCAGGCACCGAACCAGCUGUCACUUAUGUUCUGUGGGCAAGACUGUCUCGUUUGAUGGCCUGUGGAUCUGCUGCUGCCCAUCGAGCACUAACGGGGAGUGAGGCUGUGGGCGGGCCUGGCUCUGCCCAGGUCCGCUGUGGGGAGGGCCUCGAUCGCUGUGGAGCGAAGCCUGUCACACAGCCGGGGUAGCCCUUGCUUUUUGCUUGCUCUCCUAUGGAAACCGAUGUCCGUGAAACUCUAUCCUUUGCCCCUGGUUGGGUCCCAAAUACACAAGAUGUACAAAUGUAAACUUGAUUUUAUUAAAAUUCUUUUAAUUCUU